AUGACGGAGCCGGAGACUCAAACGGAAGACGAGACGGACACGAUCGAUGUAACGGAAGACGAGACGGUGGCCAGCGAUGUUUUGGGGGAGGUUAAGACGGACACGGUCGAGAUCGAUGUAACGGAAGACGCGACGAGCGAGGAUCAGACACUCAAGUACAGUACCGAUUAUGAGAGCGAGGCUAAGGAGGAGCUACCCUGGACGGACGAGGAGCAGGCACGCGAAACGGAAACAGUGGAGAUAGCAACGCCCGAAUCCGCUGUCGCGAGACUACCUGGCGCGGAGGUGAGCGAGCCUAUCGAGGAGACAGUUUCGCUCGUCAGGUACUUUCCGCUCGGUGAACGCUUUCAGCUUGAGCCAGUUGAGCCUCGGGCUAGGACGACCGUCGGAUGGGGUCGACGCGUGAGGACGCCAAUCUGGAGAAGCUUGAGGACGACAACAUUUCGGAGAUUGCCGAGAAACGGAAGAUUGCGGCCGUGUACGUGGCCGCUCACGCGUGAUGCGGUGAUCGCGCUGGAGACACGGCAGGAGAAGGACGGACGGAGGAGGGACGUUCUUCCCUACGAAGCGCCGGACGACGACAAGGACGAGCGGAAGAGCGACUUCGCUAAUCGCAAGGAGCUGGGCCACGCACGCGUGUUGGUGCCGCGUCCGGGCGCGAAGUUGAAGCUGUUGGUGGAUCGCGCGACUGGCGAACGUCACGGUUUGGUGAACGGCGACUAUGUUACCGUGAUGCUGCCGUCCAAACGUGUCUACGCUAACGUGGUACUUCGUGGGACGAAGGGUAUGCAUUUAUUGGAGAUGAGCUCGCUGCGAGAGCGCAAGAACACUUGGAAGUUCUGCUUCUACCAAGCGGUCGUGGCACUGCUGGUGAAAACGCAGCUCAGAUACAAAUACGCGUGGAGCGUUAAUAUCGAUUACAUCUACGACCAAGCCUGGAUGCUUUUCACCCACAUCGGCACGAUCAACGUGAAGAAGAGGCAACGUCUGGACGACGUAGUCGUGUACAAUUACAAAUACAGCGUCGAGAUAGAAUUUAUCCGGAGAAUGCAAGGCAGGGCGCAGUUCAUCGACAUCAUGCAUAAGGAGGGUCCGGAGAUGAAGCAACUUACGUUAAGCAGGAAGGAUCCUCUGCAGGUCAGGAUGGAAAUUGAGAAAUUCCGCCAGAAGGUGGCGGAUUCCAAACAUGUGCCCGCGCACAAGCUCGCGGUAGAGCUCGAGGAGACCCUCGGCAAACUGAUCGGGCGGUAUCGCAACUGCAUAUUGCGCACGUUCAGGUUCUCGUUGGCGUUCUGGCAGGACGGUCUGUUCUGGUAUCUCUACAAUCCCUACCGGUGCGACGAGUACGGCUUCUGGCACGACAAAGGCCGCGCCUGCAUCGUGAAGUUCUGCUCCGCGGACUCGUUGCGGAGACACCUGAUGAUUCUCAUGUUGAGAUGCCACGCCGGCGAGGAGUUGAAAUCGCGACACGACUAUGAAUCUGAUACCGGGGGUCAGAUUUCCUUCGUCGUUGAGCUCUUCCACGUGACCUUUCAAUGCUGUCAGCUGGACAAUCUGAAGUUAUUGCAACGCCGCACGCUCAAUAAGCGGCCGCGUCGCGCGGUCGACGAGGAUCCGUCGGAAUCGCUCGACAUCCAGGAUCGAGAGGACGAUGAGAUCGAUGGAGAGCAGGACGAGGAAGACGGCCAUCCAGGAGAGCUGAGGGAGAGAGCUACGUGGUUGAGGCGUCACCGGGCGACGACCUGGGGCAGAUGCGCGCCCGCGGGCCGGAAGCGACCGGGCCUGGCCGAGGUCACCGGCGCCGGUAAAGCGAGAUGGCAUCACUACUACGUGGAAGAACCCAACCGACUGUUCUCCCUGUGGGGCGAGUUACACAUAACCGACGACAUGUUCGACGAGGCGAAUCGCGGCAUGCAGACGUACGCCUGUUACGUGGUGUGCGCCGGCAUGACCAGGAUUACGGCGCCGGAAUACUGGAGCUCGAAGACCCUCGACGCGAUCGUCGUGUGCGGGGAUCGUUAUUACACGUGCAGCACGCACGAGGCCGAGUCUGUCAGCGGCGGGGACGCUGCGGGCGCGAGUCACUCGUCCAAGUGUCUCGCCGAUCGCUUCGACAUCGGCAAGAUCCUGUUCGAAGUCCGGAUGCUGCCGGCCGUUCACGGCAGACUGUACGCCAAGACGAGCAAGUGCCUGUGGAGUACACUGGAGCGGGUGUUCUCGAGCUAUCACUUCGCCGUGCUGACGUGCGAGAGCGUCUGCCUUGGCCUCUUCAAGUUCUGCGGCGCGUACUACGUGUGCGACGUGAACUCGUUCGGCCCGCCGUUCUUCCACUAUGGCCACGGCGCCGCGUAUCUCAUGAGAGCCACGUCCUACCGCAAAUUCGUGACGGUACUCGUGUUGCUCAUCGGCUCGCCCGAACGCAGUCGAUUCAGCCUGAAUCCCAUCGAGAUUCUCAGGAUUGUCGAAGUGAACGCCGCGCCCGAAUCACGUGCGAAGACGCGCGAGGGAAGGCAUCGCUUCGGGAGAUCCGUGAAGGUAAAAAAGCCGGGGAAGUUGUCGAAAUUUACGUCCGACGGGCAAGAAGAAAGAAGAAUGAAAAAGUAGAAAAUUCGAAUAUAUAAUAUAAUCACGUAACAAUAAAAAAAAAACAAUAAUUGAAAGAUCGGUUAAAAGAAGCUGUAAGUGUGAAAAAAUUAAAAACAAAUUUUCCAGAUGCUAUUCCAAAUAAAAUUUAUAAUUGAGCUUAAUUCAUGUCGGUGCAAUUAGUCUGAUACAAUUGACUCACCUCCAAGCUCUUCCAUCCUGUAUAUCCGGGAAAACCACCUAAAGUUCUAAAUGCGACGCGUUUCAAAAUUCCUAAACGACGAGCUUUAAUAUUUAUGCGUGGUGGAAUAUCGAAGCUUCGUAUAAACGUUUAUAUAAACGGGAAUGUAUUUUCCACAACAGCGCAACGAUUUCAAUAAGAAAAUAUUGUUGUAAAACCGGGGUUGCGCUCCAGCAAUAACAAUAAGCGAUAGUAGAGAAAGAGUGUCGUGAGAUUUAAAGUUCUCGCGAUCUAAAUGGACACCUCGCCGCGCAUUUGUAUGUAAAUGGGAGAAUCCUUAAUAAAGAUAUCGCAAAUA
Messenger RNA from Wasmannia auropunctata (little fire ant), 3122 nucleotides. RefSeq lists its product as uncharacterized. The transcript has 4 exons. The coding region runs from base 1 to 2604 and encodes 867 amino acids. Lineage: Eukaryota; Metazoa; Arthropoda; Insecta; Hymenoptera; Formicidae. The record is from RefSeq and is a predicted model, not a curated record.